AUGGAGUUUAAGCGCUCAAACUCGUCUCGCGGGCCUCUCGCCUCCGGUCGCCGUGGCCAACCACAGAAGUCAUCAAGCCGCUGCACCACACCUCUUCGAUCUACACAGCCCUUGAAGCAGCCUUCAGCCCGCGGCACACCAUCAUUAACAGGUACUGCAGACAUUUCUCCUCCCGAGAGCCCGGCGCUGCCACUGCCGCCACGCACAGCAGGAGGGAUCUCUGCUCGACACGCUACGCGUAAAGCAUCCGGAGACACCACCGCAUCUCUCCAGCGAACCAACUCAGCGACAUCGCCUAAACCUUCAAACAAGACUGACGCCUUCGAGCGCAGUGCCUCUGGGACCGGCAGCAAAGGCGCUUUUAAGCGCUCCAUCACGGCUGUCGGCAUGCGCCGCGCCGAGGCAAUUAAGCACAACAACCGCGUGAACGUGUAUGUGCGUGUGCGCGCGUUCCGUGAGGACGAGACGAGCGGGCCCAUGGGCCAGCUGGCGGUGAACAUGGACGACAGCGCAGUGGAGGUAACGGUGCCAAAGAAGGGCCGCUUCACGUUUGGCUUCGACGGGUGCUUCUGGAGCAACGACCGCGCAUGCCCGUCUGGGAAGGCGCCGGCGUCGCAGGAGGACGUGUUCGACGAGGUUGGGCGACCGCUUGUGGAGAACGCGCUGGCGGGGUACAACGCUGCGGUGAUGGCGUACGGGCAGACGGGGAGCGGGAAGACGUUCACGUCGUUCGGGCCGCCGGGGUCGAUUGGGACGUCGCAGGAGGGUCUGAUCCCGCGCGUCUGCAACAUGAUCUUCGCGCGCGCGGCGAACAGCGCGCAGAAAGGCGUGACGUACACGGUGUCUGCGUCAAUGCUGGAGGUGUACCUGGAGGACGUGUUCGACCUGCUGAAUCACCGCAAGCAGCUGAGCGUGCGGAACGACUUCACGAGCAACACGUUCAGCGUUGUUGGGCAGAAGACGGUGUCUGUGAAGAGCUACAAGGACGUGCUUGUGGUACUGAACAAGGCGGAGCCGCUGCGGACGUUCGCGGCGACGAACAUCCACGACCACUCGUCGCGCGCACACACGCUGUUCAUGCUGGAGGUGCAGACGCACUUUGACGCGCCGGAGCUUGCUCCGCGGUGCGCGAAGAUCCUGCUUGCGGACCUCGCGGGGUGCGAGCGGAUCCGGCUUGCGGGAACGGAGGAGGGGCUGGCGUUCGAGCAGGCGCGCAACAUCAACCUGUCGCUGCUCGCGCUGGGGUCGUGCAUCGAGGCGGUUGCGACGCGCGGGCGGAACAACUCGCGGUCGAUCCCGGAGUUCCGCAACAGCACGCUGACGAAGCUGCUGAAGGACUACAUUGGCGGGAACAGCAUCUCGACGAUGAUGGUGACGAUCUCGCCGGGCGAGCACGACGCGAACCUGUCUGUGCAGACGCUGCGUUUUGCUGACCGCGCGAAGCAGAUCACGACGCACGCGCGCGUGAACACGGUGGACCCGGAGCAGGCGAGGCAGGACGGGUGCGACCUGGGCGAGCAGUGGCGCGACGAGUAUCUGAGGAAGAAGGAGGCACUCUACGCGGAGUACCAGCUGAAGGGGACGAUCGAGAAGCUGCUUGCGCGGAUCGCGGACCUGGAGGCGAAGCUGCGCGAGUGCGCUGACGACGAGCUUGCACUGCACCUGACGACGGAGAUCGAAGGGCUGCAGAAGGCGCUGACGGAGGCAGACUACCAGAUGGGGCUGCAGCGGCAGAUCCUGUACGGCGAGUUCCUGAUGCUGGAGGACGAGCUGCGCGACAUGAACACCAAGAUGCAGGAGAUGAAGGAUGAGCACGAGGAGGCGAUGGAGGGCGUUCUUGGCGAGGAGGCCGGGCGGUUCGAGGACAUGAAGCGCGGAUACGAGGCGCGGCUGCGCGCGCUGCGGGACGAAAGUGAUGCAGCGCUCGGUGCGUCCGCGGACGAGAUUGCGGCGCUGCGGCGGCUGGUGGCGGAGCUUCAGGAGCGCCUCGCAGCGAAGGAGACGGAGUGCGCAGAUGUUCUGGAUCGGCUAGCUGCCCUGCAGGCGAAGUACGACGCGGACACCUCUGCCGGCGAGCGCGCACGUGGUGAGCUGGAGGAUCAGCUGAGGUCCAUGCGCGCGCUGCUCUUAGAGCAGGAGGGCGCAUCGUUAGAGCUGCGCAAGCAGAUCGAGGAGCGCGACGCACAGCUCGCCACAGUGGAGACGCACCUGGAGGAGACGCACACGCAGGCCACCACGCUCACAGAGCAGCUUACAGCUGCGACACGCGCAGCGGCGGAACGCAAGGAGGAGCUUGAGCGGGAGCUACAGGCCUUACAGAGUGUGGUGGAGGAGCUGCGCACGGACAUGGCCACCACCGAGGAGGCGCUGCAGGAGAACACCGCCAAGCUGGCGGUCACCGAGGAGACGCUGCAGGAGACAUCCGGGAAGCUCGCUGACACCGAGGAAGCGCUGCAGGAGACGUCCGCCAAGCUGGCCGACACCGAGGAGACGCUGCAGGAGACAUCCGCCAAACUGGCGGUCACCGAGGAAGCGCUGCAGGAGACGUCCGCCAAGCUGGCCGACACCGAGGACACGCUGCAGGAGACGUCCGCCAAGCUCGCUGACACCGAGGAAGCGCUGCAGGAGACAUCCGCCAAGCUGGCUGACACCGAGGAGACACUCUCUUUGGAAGUGAUAUCCGUGAAAGAGCAACUUCGUGCUGCUCAAGUGCUUAGCGAGCAGCAGUGUGUUUACCUUGACCACGUGAUGGCGUAUGUGGGUGCAUCGUACAGUGUUGCUCUGGAUGGGCUGACAGAACUGCAGUGGAUGGCUGUUGAGGAUAUGGUGAUGCAGACCGGCUCUGUUGUUCGCCGUGUGAGCCAAGCUGCACAUGACGAGGUGGAGCGCAUGAAGGAGAUGUGCAGCAUUGCGGAUGACAACUAUAAAAUGACGGCAGAGCGAUUUGACAUCCUGCGCCGCAUUCUUGGCAAGAUCGACCAAGAUGUGAAGGAGGCGAGUGUGGAGAUCGACAGUCAGGAGCGGCGCCAGAGUGACACUUCUCGCGCGACGCCGCAUCGCUUGGGUGACGUGUCGAACCGCGAGAACAGCAUGGAGCGCAAGUCAUCGGCGUAG
This is a messenger RNA of Leishmania braziliensis MHOM/BR/75/M2904, 3114 nucleotides long. Its product is annotated as putative kinesin. Gene Ontology annotation, biological process: microtubule-based movement. Lineage: Eukaryota; Euglenozoa; Kinetoplastea; Trypanosomatida; Trypanosomatidae. The coding region runs from base 1 to 3114 and encodes 1037 amino acids. Gene Ontology annotation, molecular function: plus-end-directed microtubule motor activity; ATP binding; microtubule binding. The record is from RefSeq and is a predicted model, not a curated record. The transcript has a single exon.